Molecule: messenger RNA, 1443 nt
Organism: Klebsormidium nitens
Lineage: Eukaryota; Viridiplantae; Streptophyta; Klebsormidiophyceae; Klebsormidiales; Klebsormidiaceae
Source: the annotation of a GenBank genome assembly
GCGCUUUCUGCCGCAACUUUGCAUUAUCUGCCACAAUGUUCCAUCCAAGCAGGGGUGGUGUUCGUGGUGGGAAAGACCAGUUCAGCUGGGACAAUGUGAAGUCCGACAAGGACCGCGAGAACUACUUGGGGCACUCCCUCAAGGCGCCUGUCGGAAGAUGGCAGAAAGGCAAGGACUUGCUUUGGUACACUCGCGAAAAGGGGGGCACCCCCAUGACGGCCGCAGAGAUCGACGCCUCCGAAGCGGAGCAGAGGCGAGCGGAGAUCCAGCGGGUCAAAGACGAAGAGGAACAAUUGAUGCGCGAGGCGCUGGGGUUAGCGCCAAAGCGGGCGCAGCGGCCGACGGGUCAUAUCGACAAGAAGGACGCAGAGCAGCUGUUCAAGCGGGAGAAGGCGCAGGAGGAAGUGCGGGAGGGGGAGCGAGUGCAGGGCCUCGGCUUUGGCCCGUCAGUGCACGUUGAGGGCGCAGUUCAGGGGGAGCGCCCAGCAGGAACUCUAGAGGGGGAGGAAUUGCCAGCGCCAGCUCAUCUGGGCCCUGUCGGGACAAUCGCCAAGAUCGAGGAUGCCGCGGGUUCUGACGUCAUGCUGCCGCCUCCGCCCCGGGGGCCUCCGUCGGCUGCGGCGCUGAAAGAGCAGCGGAGGGAGGAGCGGAGGCGGAAAAAGGAGGAGAGGCGGGCGGCAAGAAAGGCUCGGAAGGAAGAGCGGAAGCGUCGGAAGGAGGAGCGGAAGCGAAGGCGCGAGCAAGAGACCAGCUCGGAGUCGGACAGCGACGCCAGCCACGACAGUAAGAAGAGGCGGCGCAGAUCUCGGAGUAUGGGCAGAAGCGAAGGCGACUCAAGCGACCGAGAUGAAAACGUAGACACGGAGCGGAGUUUAAGAGUUGAGAACAAAGUAAAACGGGGCGGAGAGAGAGGGGAAGGUUAUGCCGAGAAGCCAGGGGACAGGGAGCAUGAAGUUGGUCGGAGAGAAAACGGCUUUGGAAGAAUUGCCAGUGACCGAGGGACGAGCCCCCGGAAGAGAGGCGCCGAGAGGUCUAAAAACCGUGCAGACGGGCGAAGGGAAAGAUCCUUUGCCGAACAAGAUGGAAGUGGCGGACGAAAUGGUCGCACAGGGGAGACGGAGUCUCGGAGGGACAAGCAGUACAGCGAUAAGAUGGUAUUAGUCGACGACGGAAGAUACAGGAAUGUGGACGAAGGAACUCGGCACAGGAACGGGGAGAGGAGGUAGCCCGCUGGCUGAAGCUCCUCUAUCCUUAAAUACCCUCACUUAUGCAGGAUUGAGUGUAAAGCAAGGCCGCGGUUCCACCCGGCUGCUCAUCAGCGGCUGGGCGGCUGGCUGGAGCAGCAGUCGCAAUCAAUCAUUUAGCUUCCGUGAUGCAGAUGUGCAGGAAACCUCGUUAAGGGCUUUCUUAAGGUGAUAUUUCAAUCAUGCUGUCUGAGCGAUC